Molecule: messenger RNA, 1302 nt
Organism: Phytophthora nicotianae INRA-310
Lineage: Eukaryota; Oomycota; Peronosporomycetes; Peronosporales; Peronosporaceae
Product: 3-isopropylmalate dehydrogenase
Exons: 4
Coding region: 107-1192 (361 amino acids)
Biological process (GO): L-leucine biosynthetic process
Cellular component (GO): cytosol
Molecular function (GO): magnesium ion binding; NAD binding; 3-isopropylmalate dehydrogenase activity
Source: RefSeq, a predicted model, not a curated record
GUCCCACAAAGCCUGUCGAGGACGUGCGUGGCUUACGGCCCCGCAUGUUCAACGUCAUUAUCCAUUUGACCAAGUACUGCUCAAGUUAAGGCUCUAUAACUUUAUAAUGUCGGGAAAGACCUACAAGAUCGCGGUGCUGCCGGGCGACGGCAUCGGCCCUGAGGUGUGCGACCAGGCCGUGCAGGUUCUGCAGACUGUGGGCGAGCUGUUCCAACACCAGUUCGCCUUCACCACUGCGCUGUGCGGUGGCGCUGCCUACGAGGAGCACAAGACGCACCUGCCGCAGUCGACGGUGGACACGGUGGCAGCCUCGGACGCUGUGCUUUUUGGCUCGGUGGGCGGCCCCACGGACGCGCAGGAGGACCCCAAGUGGAAGGACGCCGAGAAGAACUGUCUGCUCGGUCUGCGCAAGAACUUCCAGCUGGCUGUCAACAUCCGACCGGCUAAGAUCUACUCCAUGCUGCCGGAUCUGUCGCCUCUCAAGCCUAGUAUCAUCGCGAAUGGCGUGGACAUGGUCAUUGUGCGCGAACUCGUGUCCGGAAUCUACUUCGGCGAGCACAACACGAACGGCGACACGGCCACGGACGUCAUGAAGUACACGGAGGCCGAGAUUGCCAAGCCCAUGCGAUUCGCCUUCGAGACGGCCAUGAACCGUUCCAAGCGUCUGACUGUCGUGGACAAGGCCAACGUACUGGACUGCAGUCGUCUGUGGCGCAAGGUCGCCAAGGACGUGGCCAAGGACUACCCGGAGGUGCAGUUCGACUUCAUGUACAUUGACAAUGCUGUGAUGCAGCUGAUCCGCAAUCCGUCGCAGUUCGAUGUGAUCGUCACUGGCAACAUGUUCGGCGACAUUCUGUCGGACGCGGCGUCGGUGCUGCCUGGUUCGCUGGGUCUCAUGCCGUCGGCCAGUCUGGGUGACAAGGUGCACCUGUUCGAGCCUAUCGGUGGCUCGGCCCCCGACAUCGCUGGCAAGGACUUCGCCAACCCGAUCGCUCAGAUCCUGUCGGCUGCGCUGCUUCUGCGCUACUCGUUCCAGAUGGAGACGGAGGCUCAGCUUAUCGAGAAGGCGGUGGAGCAGGUGCUGCUGGACGGCGUACGCACGGGCGACCUGACCAAGGACCAGGCGGCUGUGGUCGGCACCAAGGCGAUGGGCGCAGCUAUCAUUGCCAAGAUGAAAGCCCUGCGUCAAUAAGAAUCCGUCCAUAGCGAUAGAUUUUUUUGCCGCUUUAAUUGAAGGCACGUAGAUUUUUUUUUCUGUUGUGGAGUUCAUAUUUUCUAUGGUUUAAUAGUGUUGUUUCAAAC